AUGCCUUCGGUGCCCUCUAAGCUUCUCGUUCUCCUUCUCCUCUCUUUGAUCCCUUCGUUGACUCCUAAUCAUUCUGGUUUGUCUUCGCAUCGUCUUAAACCUCUUGAAAAGUGUGAUUGGCGUGAAAUUAAUUGUGAAUCGAAAUCGUCGAACACAGAAUCUUUGCAACGUUACUACUCUUGUGACUACCUUCUUCUGCUAUUGUUGGAUAUGAGCUCUGUUUGUGGUAAUUUGGAUUCCAAAGAUGCAGGCUUUGAGAUCGCCACGACUUCGAGUCCAACGCAAUGCUCUAAAGGCUCGAAGCAUUCCUCACAUGCCGGAUCUGAAGAUUCUCAGGAGUCUGAUGGAGAUGAAACUGGUUAUAUAGACCAAACUGCAGAAGAAGAAUCUGCUGAGAAGGAUCUCGGCAAAUCCACCUCAGGAUCUUUACCUCCACAAUCUUCAGAUGAUGAAGAGAAAGAUGAGAAUGUUACGAUUUCACCACCGGUUGUUCUCAUUCCGGCGAUUAAAGGAAGUAGGGAGAAGCAUGGACUGUCACUGAGGAAGUCGAGUGUAACAUGGGCUGAUGAUGUUUAUGAUCCUCCACCUUCCAUAGCCUCGCACACGAGAAACAAGAAGCAGCAGCAGCAGAAAUCCAAGAGCAAAGACAACCACAGGAAGACCGGAAAGAAAGGACAGAAGAGCAAAGACAACUCUUCCUCUCGCGGUGGUGGCAGCAGCAAAGACAAGAAGCAAGCAUCUCGCAAACACAGUCGUGAGAAGUUUGAUUGGGUUACUCAGAUGCCUAUCGUCGCUGCAUCUUCUUGA
Microthlaspi erraticum is the source of this 807-nucleotide messenger RNA. The record is from the annotation of a GenBank genome assembly. NCBI's taxonomy places the organism in Eukaryota, Viridiplantae, Streptophyta, Magnoliopsida, Brassicales, Brassicaceae.